UGUGCUGUACCCCUCUACCAGCUGGGUGGCCCCCAGCUCCGUGUAUUCAGAACCAACUUCAUCCAGGUGGUGUGGCCUGGUACUGCCCAGUCUGAAGAAACUGUGCAAUUCCGGAUUCCCAUGGAGAUGACCAGGGUGGACCUCCGGAAUUACCUGGAGCAAAUUUACAACAUUCCUGUGGCUGCAGUGCGCACAUGGGUGCAGCAUGGCUCCAACAGGAGGAGAAACUACAAGAAUGUAAGGAUCAAGACGCCAGACUACAAAAUGGCCUACGUGCAGCUGGCCCAUGGGCAGACCUUCACCUUCCCAGAUCUUUUUCCCCAAGAAAGAGCCCAGUCCCCGGGUGCCCUGGUAUCCCUUCUUGGUUUGGCCUAUGACCUGUGA
Peromyscus eremicus (cactus mouse) is the source of this 384-nucleotide messenger RNA. RefSeq names its product large ribosomal subunit protein uL23m-like. Gene Ontology annotation, molecular function: structural constituent of ribosome. NCBI's taxonomy places the organism in Eukaryota, Metazoa, Chordata, Mammalia, Rodentia, Cricetidae. The annotation marks the transcript as partial. The transcript has a single exon. Gene Ontology annotation, cellular component: ribosome; mitochondrial large ribosomal subunit. Gene Ontology annotation, biological process: mitochondrial translation. The record is from RefSeq and is a predicted model, not a curated record.